AUGAUUCUAUCUGGGACGUGUCUGACCUUGACCCUUGUCACCUACGCCAUGUUUUCUGAGCUCCGAAGCGAGGCUGGUAAAACUAACAUCAUGUUGUGUGUGAGUCUACUGCUAGCUACAGUCAUAGUCAUGGCCAAAGCUUACAUAACAAAGCUUGGCAUUAUUUGCACAACAUUGGGCGUGGCCUCACACUUCAUGUGGCUUUGGAUGUUGAUGUGGAUGUUCCUGGGCACGUUCCAGAUGUUUAAGAUAUUCAGCGCGUCCACACGUAACAUGAACUCUGACCCGUAUCAAAACCACUUGCUGAUGAGAAAACUUGUCAUCUCGUUUCUGCCGCCCUUGGUGAUUGUCGGUGCUGUGAUUGUCAAGUCUUUAAUAGAGUCAGAUGGGGACGUCAUUGGCUACGGUCUCAAUGGUUGUUUUAUAGACUCGAAUUCCUCCGUGGUGAUGUUCCUAAUAGCACCAGUGGUGGCGGCUACAGUUGUUAACAGCGGACUCUUCGCGGCAACAACCUACAACAUUCACAAAGUGAGACGGGUCCAGGCGUCAGACUUUACACAAAGAACUCACGGGAUGUUUUUAGUCUACGUCAAACUCUCAACCCUGACAGGAAUAACAUUUGUCUUGGACUUCAUCGCUUUUAUGCUGGACUCGGAUGUUAUGUGGAUCAUCUCGAUACUUCUGACUGGACUGCAGGGUGUUUUUAUUUUCUUGUCGUUUACUUGCAACAAGCGUGUCCUUGACCUUUAUGUCAAACUGUGUCGAGACAGAGGGGACACGGCGUCAGGAAUCUCACCGAGAAUUGCAAACAUCAGCGGCAAUGUGCCAGAAAUAUCAUAA
Molecule: messenger RNA, 840 nt
Organism: Physella acuta
Lineage: Eukaryota; Metazoa; Mollusca; Gastropoda; Physidae
Biological process (GO): G protein-coupled receptor signaling pathway; cell surface receptor signaling pathway
Cellular component (GO): membrane
Molecular function (GO): G protein-coupled receptor activity
Source: RefSeq, a predicted model, not a curated record